GGUUUCCCAGCGUGCCCGCGAGGAGGGGGUGGCAUGGCGGGCAAGGAUGACACCGGAGUUCGACGAAGAAGUGGUGUUUGAGAAUUCCCCACUGUACCAAUAUCUGCAGGAUUUGGGACACACAGAUUUUGAAGUAUGUUCCUCAGUGUCACAGAAGGCAGAGCAAUGUGCAGCAGCAGAAAGCCAAAGGGAGCAGACUGUGCGUGCUGCCCAGAAGCAAGGCAUCCUGUCAAAACUAGUUGAGUUUUUUAGAAGCUGGUUUCCUUUUCCACAGUAUAAGAAAAAUGAUGACAUACUUCACCGACUGGAUGUUGGAUUUCGAUUUGACACGCUCCGUACCAUCCUGCAACAGGAAGUUCUGCUGCAGGAGGAUGUGGAACUGAUUGAAUUCCUUGACCCCAGUAUCCUGUCUGCAGGGCAGUGUAAGCAACAGGAAAACAGACAGCUUCCAACACUACGCUCCCUAGCAACUCCUAAUAUUUGGGAUGUCUCGCUGUUCCUUGCCUUUGUAAGUGCACUGCUUAUGUUUCCUUCGUGGUGGAAGGAGUCAUCAUGGCUGCUCUGCGGACCCGUGCUGCUCCUCUAUGCAGUCCUUAGAGCGUGGGGCACGUGGAGGACAGCCAAGCUGCAAAUGUCCCUGAGAAAAUACUGUAUCCAGCUGGAAGAAACAGUGGCCAAUAGCCGGGCCUUUACUAAUCUCGUGAGGAAAGCUCUACGACUCAUUCAGGAGACUGAAGUGAUUUCUAGAGGAUUUACCCUUUUGCUUGACAGGGUCAGUGCCGCUUGCCCAUUUAAUAAAGCUGGACAGCAUCCUAGUCAGCACCUGAUUGGCCUCCGGAAAGCCGUGUAUCGAUCGGUCAGAGCCAACUUCCGAGCUGCAAGACUGGCUACUCUGUACAUGCUGAAAAAUUACCCUCUGAACUCAGAGAGUGACAACGUGACCAGCUACAUCUGUGUGGUCCCCUUUAAGGAGCUGGGUCUGGGACUGAGUGAAGAGCAGGUCUCUGAAGAGGAGGCACACAUUCUGACUGAUGGCUUCAGCUUGCCUGCACUCAAGGUCCUCUUUCAGCUUUGGGUAGGGCAGAGUUCAGAAUUUUUCAGGAGGUUGGCGCUGCUGCUCUCCCCAGCCAACGCGUGCCCCGAGCCCUCGGUGUCCCCGGAGCGGCUGCCUCACCACAUCCUGCGCGAUGUCACCCAGGGCCUACCUCACACCCACGCGGCCUGCUUGGCGGAGCUCAAGAGGAGCUACGAGUUCUACCGCUACUUCGAAACCCAGCACCAGUCGGGCUUGCAGUGGCCAGCCAGGAGCAAGCAGCAGUCCAGAGAGCUGAACAGUCUCCAGACAGCGGUGCGCAGCUUGCAGCUGCAUCUCAAGGCCCUGCUCAAUGAGGUAAUAAUUCUUGAGGAUGAACUUGAAAAGCUUGUUAGCACUAAGGAGACACCCGAGUUGACAACAGAAGCCCAUCAGGUUCUGGAACAAAAACUAAAGUUUAUUCAGCCUCAUAUCCAGGCGAGCAACAGCUGCUGGGAAGAAGCCAUUUCUCAGGUGGAAAAAAUGAGUGGAAGAAACCCAAAUAAAAAAGGCAAAAUUGAAGUUUCCUGUGACAACCUACAGCAUACUACAGUACCUUUAACACAGCCUGCCAUAUACAUAGAAAACAAAGAUCCAAUCCCUGAAGAGCAGGAGCUGGAAGCAUAUGUUGAUUAUUCAGAUACAGAUAAUGAAUACAAAAGGGAAGAUUUUUACUGCUUCUCCCAAGAAGAAAGAGAGAGGCAAGAGCGAGAGAGACAGGAAUCUAAGAGGGUGUUACAAGAAUUGAAAUCUGUACUGGGAUUCAAAGCUUCAGAAAUUGAAAGACAGAAGUGGAAACAGCUACUAUUCAGUGAACAUGCUGCAGUGAAACCCUUGUCUCCUGUAGAACCAUUGAAGCUACUAAAUAAUGUGGAAUCACAUAUGAAUUCAGAUACAGAAAAGCAGGACUGCAGCCAAAGUUGUGAUAAAUCUGAAGAAAAAGACUCUAAUCCAGAAGUGAAUGCUGCUGAUAAAUGUAGGACAGAAUAUUUGUAUGAAGAUCCUGAGAUGGAGAAAAACAAAGACAGUAUUACAGAUAAAGUUACAGAUAUUUCUACAGGGGCUGAAGAAAGAAUGUAUUAUCAGUGUGAAGGGGAUGCUGAAGAGCUCAAGCCGAGCAGUGUGGAUGGAGUAGAGGCAUCACAGCCUCCCUCUAAGGAUGCAUUACGUUCAAAAAUCAAGGAUAGGCUGGCCCAGCUCCACAUAUCAACAGAUUUUAACUUCACAUCUGGUCUGGCUGCACAAGUUGCUGCCAGGUCUUUCACUUUUACUACAAUGCAGGAAGAGACUUUUGGAGAUGAUGGGGAGGAGGAGGAGGAAGAGGAAGAAAAGACACAGGAAAAUGAAGACCUUGUGGAGAACUGUGAAAAUGAAGAGAGAGGCUUUGAAAGUAAAGGAAAAGUAUAAGUCUGAGCUGAACUUUAUUAAACUAAAAGCAGGCAGUUUGAUGGAAAAAAACUAAGGUGGGGGGUUGAAGCUGAAAAUACUGGAUGGAAAAAAAGGAGACCUAAAUAUAAUACAUCAUGUUCCCUAAGACUGAUACACUAAAUAGGACUUCUAAGUAUAUUGAAAAUUUGCAGGUAAGAGAAGUUUGGGCCGCAUCCAAGAAAUAGAUGGCUGUUCCUUUUUUAAGAUCCUAGUGGUGGGGGUUGGAAUUUACCUUUGUUUUCUGUUUUAUUUAUUUACAUUAUGAUAUAUUGUAGUUUCUGGUUUCUAAAAUGAAGGAAAACCAAUGUUUUGGUUUACAAUAGACUCCAGUUUUUUGCUCUCUGAUUCUUUUGUCAUGGUAUCAAUGUUUGUUCCAACAAAAACUGCCAGGACAUUUCUUUUGGAAGAAUCUGAACAGUUCCCUGUGAUCUUCCUCCACCACUUUUGUUUCACUUCUUGUGUCUGCAGUGUGUUGGCUAAGCCAUGAUAGGCAUUUGUGAUUCUGCAACUAGUGAUGUGGCACCCAGCUAAAAUGUAGAAUUUUAAAUAAAAACUUGGAAGAGAUAGUAUUUGAUGUGUCCUGGGGUAUGGGGCUGAAAUAGUAUAAAGUUAGUCAUGCUUCAUAUUAAGGUUUAUUUAGAAUUUUAUGAAGGGUUAAUAAAUGAUGUCUAUAAGUUAUAAUUCAUGUUAGAGAAAUGUGUUGUAAAUAAAUUCUAGGGAAGGUUAUAAGCACACCAGUGGAAAGUACUAUAUAUAGCUAGAAGCUAUAUAUUGGAUUGACAGAGAUGAGUAGUAAACACCUAUUUAUUAAGCCAGCUAUUAAUUGUUUGUUAACCUUUUGUAAACUGAACCUUAAUGUAAUUGUUUGAUUUGAUAGAAUGAUCAAUUGUACAUUUUUGCUUAUGUCCUGAAGUAAUUUUCUUAAAGGAAAUUAUCUGAGAGGUUAACAACAUGCAGUGUUUUGUUUGAACACCAUACUUGCUUUUCACUAAUGUUCUUUCACUUUUCCUUAGAUCACAACUUUAACCUGUGGGAUUAAGAAUCCAUGAGAGAACUACAGUUGUGUAUUUUGUUUCUUGUAACUUAGUUAACUGAUUAUGAAGUCUGGAUGUUUGGUGUGAGGUUAUGUGAGUUGCUUUGUUCUCUGUGGUGGUGUUACAAGGAGCAGGAAACUGAUGCUAACCUCACAGAGGAGUUGGUUAAUGGUUUCAUGGCCCUCUUUUCCUUUUGCUCUCUGACACAAAAUGAAGCAAAGCUCCCGUGUCUUUAAUGGCAAAAGCACCACUUCUUUGUGUGGAAUACUCUACUUGGACCCAGAUACACUUCCAGGGCAAAAUACUGCAUCAGUUAUUUAGAGUAUUGGGUUUUGCAGAUUCUAUAGAUUAAAGGGCUUUUUAGAUGCUGGUGGUGCAGAGCAAUAUCUUUCCUAGGAUGG
Molecule: messenger RNA, 3935 nt
Organism: Vidua chalybeata
Lineage: Eukaryota; Metazoa; Chordata; Aves; Passeriformes; Viduidae
Gene: VEZT
Product: vezatin, adherens junctions transmembrane protein
Exons: 12
Coding region: 47-2479 (810 amino acids)
Biological process (GO): cell-cell adhesion
Cellular component (GO): plasma membrane
Molecular function (GO): myosin binding
Source: RefSeq, a predicted model, not a curated record